AUGACCAAUGGAUCUUAUCACUCAAAGCUGCCCAACUCAACAAUGGGUGACAGACAAAGACAUCUCCAUUUUGUCUUCAUGAACUAUGAUCCAGAAUACGAACGCCUGCAAUCUGACAGAACAAAGAGAGGGGCAAUGGAGGUGGAAAUGUACUUGAGCACCAAGCAUAACGAUCUGUUGGCUAAGAAACUUGAGCCUGGAACUUACCACAAGACCUUAUCGUUGUUCAUCGUUGAUGCUUUUGCUGUUCAAAUCACUGAUGCUCAGGCCGAUGUGCUUAGAUCUGCAAAAGAAGUAAGGGUGGUGGAGAAGAACCAAGAGCUUCCUUGAAAUAUUAUUGUUUCUGAGGUGGGUUGGAUUUGAUGAGGAAGCAUUUUGCUUAAAGAUCUAGUUUUACCUUGAGACAUGUGGUCUUUAGUCUUUAUAUAUUUAACCUAAGCUACCUACAUUUGUAUAGCAUAAGAUACUAUUGUAUUGCUUAUUGGCUUUCUUUCAGAUGGUUAAAAUUUAAACCAGUGUUUAGACUUUAGAAAAGAUGUAUAAUGUAUUCCCAUCUCUAAUUUUACAUACAUCAUGUAAGAUCCGCUUACGUCGAUAUUAUGAUCCUUAGGCAAUAUUAUUGCCAAAGAUAUAUCAAAAUAUGGCUCGCUUUUAUUUUCGUA
Molecule: messenger RNA, 662 nt
Organism: Lactuca saligna
Lineage: Eukaryota; Viridiplantae; Streptophyta; Magnoliopsida; Asterales; Asteraceae
Source: the annotation of a GenBank genome assembly